This is a messenger RNA of Diceros bicornis minor, 8640 nucleotides long. It is a transcript of the gene HDAC4, whose product is annotated as histone deacetylase 4. The record is from RefSeq and is a predicted model, not a curated record. Gene Ontology annotation, molecular function: histone deacetylase activity. Gene Ontology annotation, cellular component: histone deacetylase complex. The transcript has 27 exons. The coding region runs from base 505 to 3774 and encodes 1089 amino acids. NCBI's taxonomy places the organism in Eukaryota, Metazoa, Chordata, Mammalia, Perissodactyla, Rhinocerotidae. Gene Ontology annotation, biological process: chromatin organization; negative regulation of transcription by RNA polymerase II.
UGUGAAUGAGGAGGGGAGGUUGUGGGGCCGCCGCCGCGGAGCACCGUCCCCGCCGCCGCCCGCGCCCGAGCCCGCGCGCCCGCCCGCCGCCCGCCCGCCCGCGCCGCCGCCUCAGCCGCCUGGGCCCGGCGCGCCGCGGCCGCGUCCCCGCUGUCGCCGCCGCCCGAGCGCCCGCCGCCCGCCCGCCGCCGGGGUGGUGGUGGUGGCGGCGCAGGCUGAGGAGAUGCGGCUCGGAGCGCCCGCGCGGGGCUAGAGCGCCCGCCGCCGCCGCCGCCCGCCGCCGCGGUCACCUCCGGAGAGCCAGUGGGAGACCCUGCCCUCCUCUUGGAUUACGUGGCCUACGAGACGUGGUCAGCGAGACUCGGAGCUUCUGUGGCUGUGGUCCAAGCCUGCCCGUGGCUGUACUUGUAUGUGCCGUUGGAACUUUUGAGCUCCUUGGAGCUAUUGUUUACGUGGAAAUUUUGAGCCAUUUUGAACCUCUUGAAGGAGUAGACGCUGCUAGCAAUGAGCUCCCAAAGCCAUCCAGAUGGACUUUCUGGCCGAGACCAGCCAGUGGAGUUGCUGAACCCUGCCCGCGUGAACCACAUGCCCAGCACAGUGGACGUGGCCUCGGCGCUGCCUUUGCAAGUUGCCCCCCCGGCGGUGCCCAUGGACCUCCGCCUGGACCACCAAUUUUCACUGCCCGUGACGGAGCCCACCCUCCGGGAGCAGCAGCUGCAGCAGGAGCUCCUGGCCCUCAAGCAGAAGCAGCAGCUCCAGAGGCAGAUCCUCAUCGCCGAGUUCCAGAGGCAGCACGAGCAGCUCUCCCGGCAGCACGAGGCCCAGCUGCACGAGCACAUAAAACAACAGCAGGAGCUGCUGGCUAUGAAGCACCAGCAGGAGUUGCUGGAGCAUCAGCGGAAGCUGGAGAGACACCGCCAGGAGCAGGAGCUGGAGAAGCAGCACCGCGAGCAGAAGCUGCAGCAGCUCAAGAACAAGGAGAAAGGCAAAGAGAGUGCCGUGGCCAGCACAGAAGUGAAGAUGAAGCUGCAAGAGUUUGUCCUCAACAAAAAGAAGGCGCUGGCCCACCGGAACCUGAACCACUGCAUUUCCAGUGACCCCCGCUACUGGUACGGGAAGACGCAGCACAGUUCCCUUGACCAGAGUUCCCCGCCCCAGAGUGGGGUGUCGGCCUCCUACAACCACCCGGUCCUGGGAAUGUACGACGCCAAAGAUGACUUCCCUCUCAGAAAAACAGCUUCUGAACCCAAUCUGAAAUUACGGUCCAGGCUAAAGCAGAAAGUGGCUGAAAGACGGAGCAGCCCCCUGUUACGCAGGAAAGAUGGGCCAGUGGUCACCGCUCUGAAAAAGCGCCCACUGGAUGUCGCAGACUCGGCGUGCAGCAGUGCCCCAGGCUCCGCGCCCAGCUCGCCCAACAACAGCUCCGGGAACGUCAGCACGGAGAACGGGAUCGCGCCCGCCGUCCCUAGCAUCCCGGCCGAGACCAGCUUGGCGCACAGACUCGUGACGCGAGAAGGCUCCGUGGCCCCACUCCCCCUCUACACGUCACCCUCCUUGCCUAACAUCACCCUGGGUCUUCCUGCCACCGGCCCUGCCACUGGGGCGGCAGGCCAGCAGGAAGCCGAGAGGCUCACUCUCCCAGCCCUCCAACAGCGAAUCUCCCUCUUUCCCGGCACCCACCUCACUCCCUACCUGAGCACGGCACCCCUGGAGCGAGACGGCGGGGCGUCUCACAACCCACUUCUGCAGCACAUGGUCCUGCUGGAGCAGCCGCCCGCACAGACGCCCCUCGUCACAGACUGGUAUCUUUCAGGCCUGGGAGCGCUGCCCCUGCACGCACAGUCUCUGGUGGGUACGGACCGGGUGUCCCCCUCCAUCCACAAGCUGCGGCAGCACCGCCCACUGGGGCGCACCCAGUCGGCCCCGCUGCCCCAGAACGCGCAGGCCCUGCAGCACCUGGUCAUCCAGCAGCAGCACCAGCAGUUCCUGGAGAAGCACAAGCAGCAGUUCCAGCAGCAGCAGCUGCAUAUGAACAAGAUUAUCCCCAAAGCCAGCGAGCCGGCCCGGCAGCCCGAGAGCCACCCUGAGGAGACGGAGGAGGAGCUCCGCGAGCACCAGGCCCUCCUGGAGGAGCCCUACCUGGACCGGCUUUCCGGGCAGAAGGAGGCGCACGCGCUGGCCGGGGUGCGGGUGAAGCAGGAGCCCAUCGAGAGUGACGACGAGGAGGCUGAGCCCGCACGAGAGGCGGAGCCGGGCCAGCGCCAGCCCACGGAGCAGGAGCUGCUCUUCAGACAGCAAGCCCUCCUCCUGGAACAGCAGCGGAUCCACCAGCUGAGGAACUACCAGGCGUCGAUGGAGGCCGCUGGCAUCCCCGUGUCCUUCGGCGGCCACCGGCCUCUAUCCCGGGCACAGUCGUCCCCGGCGUCUGCCACUUUCCCCAUGUCUGUGCAGGAGCCCCCCACCAAGCCGAGGUUCACCACAGGCCUCGUGUACGACACGCUGAUGCUGAAGCACCAGUGCACCUGUGGGAACACUAACAGCCACCCGGAGCACGCCGGGAGGAUCCAGAGCAUCUGGUCCCGGCUGCAGGAGACCGGCCUCCGAGGCAAAUGUGAGUGCAUCCGCGGACGGAAGGCCACCCUGGAGGAGCUGCAGACGGUGCAUUCGGAGGCGCACACCCUGCUCUAUGGCACCAACCCCCUCAACAGGCAGAAACUGGACAGUAAGAAACUUCUAGGCUCGCUCACGUCGGUGUUUGUCAGGCUGCCCUGUGGUGGUGUCGGGGUGGACAGCGACACCAUAUGGAACGAGGUGCACUCAUCGGGGGCGGCCCGCCUGGCCGUGGGCUGCGUGGUAGAGCUGGUCUUCAAAGUGGCCACGGGGGAGCUGAAGAAUGGCUUUGCCGUGGUCCGCCCUCCAGGACAUCAUGCAGAGGAGAGCACACCCAUGGGGUUCUGCUACUUCAAUUCCGUGGCCAUUGCAGCCAAGCUUCUCCAGCAAAGGCUGAACGUGAGCAAGACCCUCAUAGUGGACUGGGACGUGCACCACGGAAAUGGGACCCAGCAGGCGUUCUACAGCGACCCGAAUGUCCUGUACAUCUCCCUACACCGCUACGACGACGGGAACUUCUUCCCGGGCAGCGGGGCACCUGACGAGGUGGGCACAGGGCCGGGCGUGGGCUUCAACGUCAACAUGGCUUUCACCGGUGGCCUCGACCCACCCAUGGGAGACGCUGAGUACUUGGCGGCCUUCAGGACCGUGGUCAUGCCAAUCGCGAGCGAGUUUGCCCCGGACGUGGUGCUGGUGUCAUCGGGCUUCGACGCAGUGGAGGGCCACCCCACGCCUCUCGGCGGCUACAACCUCUCCGCCAAGUGUUUCGGGUACCUGACGAAGCAGCUGAUGGGCUUGGCUGGAGGCCGGAUUAUUCUGGCCCUGGAGGGGGGCCACGACCUCACGGCCAUUUGCGACGCCUCGGAAGCAUGUGUUUCUGCUUUGCUGGGAAACGAGCUUGAUCCUCUUCCAGAAAAGGUUUUGCAGCAGAGACCCAAUGCUAACGCUGUCCGGUCCAUGGAGAAGGUCAUUGAAAUCCACAGCCAGUACUGGCGCUCCCUGCAGCGCCCCUCCUCCACGGCGGGGCGCUCGCUGGUCGAGGCCCAGAAGUGCGAGAGCGAGGAGGCCGAGACCGUCACCGCCAUGGCCUCGCUGUCCGUGGGCGUGAAGCCGGCCGAGAAGAGACCCGACGAGGAGCCCAUGGAAGAGGAGCCGCCCCUGUAGCCUCUCCCGAAGCCGCGGGUCUCUUGUUUGUUUGUCUCUGUCUUGAAGCUCCGCCAAGAAAAGUUCCUGUUACUCUGCGUCCUGCCGCGGCGUUCUUAGGGCGCCGGGCACGGCAGGGCUCGGGCGGCGCCGGGGAGCCUCUGGCUGCCCAGGCCCUCGGGUCUCCGGGCGGGGCAGCAGUGCGCGGAACCCGGGACAGACGCCGGGCCGAGCGGACACACGGACGCGCACGGAAGCCAGGCCGCCCUCGGCUCCCACGAGGGAAGCCGGGAGGGAGGACGCCUGCGGCGGCUCGUGGCAGAGCUGCCCGAUUCAGUUGACACGAGGAAAAGAAAAUCAAAGAUCUAAUAAUACAAAACAAACUUGAUUAAAACUGGUGCUUAAAGUUUGGUUAUUACCCACAAUUCCACAGUCUCCGUGUAAACCACUCAACUCAUCUUGUAGCUUAUGUUUUUUUAAAGAGGACGUUUUCUACGGCUCUGCCUGCCUCUGUGAACCAGGGCCGUGUGCGGCGGGGGGUGCAGCCGGGUGGGGGACAGAGUGGACGAGCAUUUAAGGAAAAAAAACUGGACAAAACAGAAAUGUGAGCCUGCAGGGCUGGCUUUGGUUUCUCAAAGCCUAUGGAAGAUGCGAGUUUGUGCCUUUUUUUUUAAUUGCUCUGAUGGAUUUUUGUGGCUGGGGUUUCUGAAGUCUGAGGAACAAUGCCUUAAGAAAAAAUAAACAGCAGGAAUGGGUGGGACGGUUUCCUGUGGCUGGUCGGGCCUGACAGUGCCCUGCGAGGGGCAGGAGGCUGCUGUGUGUUGGCCUGGCGCUCAGAGCGGGCGCAGGCCGCAGCUGGCGGCUCCAGAGGGCUGCAGUCCUGCAGCCCUCCUUUUGCUUUAUUGCUGUUGAAGAAAAAUGGAGGUAGUUCCAAAAAAGUGGCAAAUACUGUUGGGGGUUUUGAAGUCCAACAAAUUUUAAAUGAAUCCAAAGUGUUCUUUUCUCGUACAUCAUAUGAUAAUUGAGCAUCUCCAUUUGGUUGUGAAGCAUGUCCUGGGCACACUUUCAGUGUUACGAUCGGAAUGCUUUUUAUUAAAAGCAAGUAGCAUGAAGUAUUGCUUAAAUUUUAGGUAUAAAUAAAUAUAUAUAUGUAUAAUAUAUAUUCCAAUGUAUUCCAAGCUAAGAAACUUGAUUCUUAUGAAAUCUUGAUAAAAUAUUUAUAAUGCAUUUAUAGAAAAAGUAUAUAUAUAUAAUAAAUGCAGUUGUAAAGGUCCCUGGCGAAUGAAUGACUUGUGACUUAGAUAUCAAGGUGCUUAUGGAAAGGGAUCUCGUUUGACACUCGUGUAUUUUUGAACUCCAGAUUGGACGGCUUUCAGAUCGCCAACACGUUCGCCACUGGGCAGCUACCCUGCAAGUUUGUAUUUCAUUCUAAUUAUUUUCUAACAGAACUCCUACCCGCGCCAAGCCUCCAUGCACAUAUGUACCUAAUGAGUUUUUAUAGCAAAGAAUAUAAAUUUGCUGUUGAUUUUUGUAUGAAUUUUUCACAAAAAGAUCCUGAAUAAGCCUUGUUUUGUGACUUUUACAUUUUUUCUCACCAUUUAGCAGUUUUCUGAAUGGUAAUAAUGUCUCAACCUUUUUCCUUUCUAAAUUCUUGGUUGUACUUUUUUUUUUUUAACUGUUUUCAAGGUUUUUUUUAUGGUUUUCGUUUUUGUUUAUUUUUGUACAGCGAGCAGUUUUCUGCGGUGCACGGAACUGUGCCACAGAGCUUAUUUUCACAAAGUGAGCAUCGAAUGAGAAGAGGGGUCUGAGGUCUUUUCAUGGUGGUCCUGACCGUGUGUCUUUCCUGGUUCUGUCAUAGGAGCUGUAUCCAGACGCGAAGGGGCUUUCGUCCCCUCCACAGCAGUAGUGUGAUGGGUGUGGGUUAUGUUCCCCUCCGUAGCAGGUGUGGGGAGGAUUGCACAUGGCGCCGAGCUGGGUACCUUGCCAGAUAGCACGGGCCAUCGGCGAUCAUGAAACUCAUGUUUAAACUUCUCUGACCACGUCGUCAGGAUAGAAUUUUAGCUUCAGUUUUCCAAAGACCUUUUAAGCAUGUCAGCAAUGCAUGGGGCCAGAGUGGGGCCUGGUCCCCAUUCCUGGUUUUUCUGCUGCAGCCACAUGGCCCAGACCCUGGCUGGAAGCAGCGGGCCCUGGAUUUUGGAGCCGGUGGCUGCAGAGGCCCUUGCUGCCUUGCCAGCCUGCAGGGACAGCACAGGUCCUGACCAGGGCAGCCAGUCUUGGCUCUUUUUCUCUUGGACAGUAACUGACCAUCACUUUUUACUGGUAACUUAUUUCCCAGCACUUGAAGCCACCAAUUUCAUUCCAAAGUGUGUAUCGAGCUCAGACUUGUGGGAGGAAGUUCAGGCCCAGCGUGCCCACGGAGGGAACCCCAGGCCAGGUGUCUGAGUUUGGUAACGUUUACAGGGUAGCUUCUGAAAGAGAUACUGACACAGCCGACUUUUGACCAAAUGAAUCCAGUUUCUUGGAUCGGCUUGGUCAUCAGGAUGCUGUUGGUCAGAUCCAGGACACUGGUUUGAGAGCAGGACAGAAAGGUCUUGGGACGUGUUUGGCUAUCUCCUCCCGACUGGCCACUCUGAAGCCCAACUUGGCAGGAGGAGCUGGUGUGUGGGGGCAGCUCGAUCCACCUGGUGAGGGCGAUGGCAAGGCCCAGUGACCAGCUGGCUCUUCUGGCCUCCUUGGUCUCCGCACAGUCCCAUGGGGACCCCCUGCUGCCUGCUCUCCCACUGCCAGCCAUGGCUCGUGGGGAGGAAGACAUCUCACAUUUUGUACAGAUGAUGGGAUAACAUGGCCCUCUUGGUGGUCACGUUAUCAUUGUGGGGGUCACCUCCAACCCCAUUCAGUGGAGUCAUCUUCUGCAGAGAGGCCUGGCCAGGGGAGCGUGCUUCAUUGUCAGCUCGCUCCAGCUUCACAGACGUGCGUAGAGCAUGACAUGUAGCCUUUUUUUUUCUUUGAAGACACACUCAGCCCUCUGCACGGCCGGCCAUCCAGGGCAGACCGUGGGGGCCUGCCCCGUGGCGGCAGGGACGCCGCGUCCCGGAGGGCUCCUCACACCUCCCCUUUUGGCUCCCUGCACCUCUAGCCUUUUUCUUCCUUUGCAAAGGCCUUGAGGGCACUGGCUGGGGAUCAGCAAGCGAGCACUUUAUAUCCCUUUGUGGGAAACCCCACGACGCCGCCGGGACGCGUGGUGUCAACCCUGCCCUCUUGGCUUUCCGGCUGCGCCGCGCCGCGCCCGAGCCCCACCAGCAGGCGGCCGUCCCGGGGCCGCGCCCGACCGGCUGGGACUGGCAGCCCCUCCGGUUCCGAAGGGCCACUUUGUCAAAGUGUUUCAGUUUUUCUUUACUUCUUUUACAAGUCUGUUUCCAGAGGAAGGACCGUUUUGUCUUGGUCUGACACAAAAGCGGGUCUGAUUUUUGCAGCAGUAGCAGUGGAGUUGAUUGUUGUUAAUUUUUGAUCAGAACAUUCCUUCUUCCCUGGUCACAGCCACGUGCUCAUUCCAUUCUUCUUUUUGUAGACUUUUGGGCCCACGUGUUCUCUGGGCAUUGAUACAUAUAUAAAUAUAUAAAUAGAAAUAUAUAUGAUAUAUUUUUUUAGGUUUCCUACAUCUGGAGGUUGCAUGGACUGUUGGCCGGCAUGUCUUUAUAUUGUAUACGGAUUUUGCACGCCAAACUCGGCAGCUUUGGGGAAGAAGAAAAAUGCCUUUCUGUUCUCCUCUCAUGACAUUUGCAGUUACAAACGGUGGAAAUUUUUCUGUAAAACAAAACCUUGAAGGAGAGUGGGGGGGAACGUUUGCGUCUUAUUGAACUUAUUCUUAAGAAAUUGUACUUUUUAUUGUAAGAAAAAUAAAAAGGACUACUUAAACAUUUGUCAUAUUAAGAAAAAAAAGUUUAUCUAGCACUUGUGACAUACCAAUAAUAGAGUUUAUUGUAUUUAUGUGGAAACAGUGUUUUCGGGAAACUGUGCAGAAUUCACAGCGAACUGCCUGUCUCUCUCUGGUUGACUUGGAGGAAUUUUUUGUUUCAUUUCUUUUUAUCUCCUUGCACGGGGCGAGGCGUGUGCCCCCCUCACCGGCCCUCUGACUGCUUAUUCCAAUGGAGAACCGGGCAGCCCUAUGAGCCCCUUUUCCGCACAGCUGUGUUGACUUUUUAAUUACUUUGAGAUGAUGUAUGGCUAAGAUUUCACUUUAAACUAAGCAGUCGUGAACUGUGCGAGCACUGUGGUUUAAAAUUAUACUUUGCAUCGAAAGGAAACCAUUUCUUCCUUGUAAUGAAGCGGAGCUUGUUCUGAGCUCAGCUCACUUUGUCUCUGACAUGAUUAAAAUUCUCCUGUUGAAAGAAAAAGAAAGCAGACAGUUUGUUUGUUUGGUUUUUUGGUGUGUGUGCUCCGUACUGGAGGCGCCAUUUUCCAAUUGAUGAGAGUGACAAACCUAUAUCUAUAAUAUCUAUAUAAGGGGGGCUGACCCUAUUCACCCAAGAGCUUAUUACCGACAUGUUGUAGAAAACACAGUUGUAACGACAGCACAUCCCACCUGAUGCCUGUCCGCGCCCCGUGGGAGUUCCGCGCGGGGAGCCAAGACCUGUUUCUUCUGUAAUUUCAUCAGUUUUCUGAUUGUCUGGACCUUCCAAUGGUUCUUUCUUUUGCUCAGUGGACUUGGAGAUUUUGUUCUUGGUUUUCUCAUUCUUGUUUUGUUUCGUGUGGGUGGAUUUUCACCGAGCACGGUGUCCUCCUCCGACAGCCGACUUUCUGCUUCCCCUGGAGUCCAGUAUUUUGUACCUCAUCCUUCAACUUGUUACUCUUGUGGUGUAAAUAAAGACAGCAUUAAUUGCCCUCCUA